GUCCCAGAGAAUUAAAAGAAUCUCAGGCAAGAUGAAUACUUUGAUUACUUGUGUAGUUCUGCUAGUUGCCAGUUCCUGUACUCAUGCCGGUGGCAAAGGAGGUGUUGGUAUAGGAGGCGGAUCCCUCAGUGGAUCACUACAAGGAUCUCUAGGUGGAAGUUUGGGCGGUGGACUCGGAGGUGGACUUGGAGGUGGUAUCGGAGGAGGAAUCAGUGGUGGUAUCGGAGGAGGAAUCGGUGGUGGUCUCGGAGGUGGUCUCGGCGGAGGUUUUGGCGGUAGUGGAAUUUCCGGUUCUCUCAGUGGUUCUCUAAGUGGAAACUUGGGAGGUGGACUCAUUGGUGGUGGUGGUGCAGGUGGAUCAAUUACCAUCAGCUACAGUGCCUACCUCAGAUUGAUGUACUACGUAUCAGCUCUACAACAAGCUGUUGCAUAUAGUAGUUUAAGUGCUGGGUUCUCUGGUAGCUUAGCUGGAGGGUUAGGUGGUGCAAUUGGCGGUGGUUUAGGUGGUGUAAUUGGCGGUGGUUUAGGUGGUUUAGGCGGUUUCGGCAGUGGUUUCGGUUCCGGCUCUGGAUUUGCUGGACGAUUCGGUGGUGGAUUUGCUGGUUCUGUUGGCGGAUCUGGAUUCGGAGGUGGUUUCGGUUCCGGCUCCGGAUUUGCUGGAAGAUUUGGCGGUGGAUUUGCUGGACAAGUUGGAGGUUCAGGAGGUCUUGGCGGAGCAGGUGGUAUCGGUGGACUUUCAGGAGGACUCUCUGGUAGAUUGAGUGGUGGACUUUCUAGCGGUUUAGGUGGUGGCAUUGGAGGAGGUGCUGGAGGAUUCGGCGGCUCUAAUAUAAUGGGAACCCUUGGCGGAAGUUUAAAUGCUAGAAUUGGCGGCGGAGGUGUUGGCAUUGGAGGUGGAAAAGGUGGAAGUUAUUAUUAAAUAACAGAUAUAUAGUAUUGGACGCCCAACGUUGAUGAACAAACAUUAUCUUGCCGUUUUUCCUGGUGUGGUGAAUUUUUGUAUAUAGAAUAAAUACUUGC
This is a messenger RNA of Mytilus californianus (California mussel), 1020 nucleotides long. RefSeq lists its product as uncharacterized. Lineage: Eukaryota; Metazoa; Mollusca; Bivalvia; Mytilida; Mytilidae. The record is from RefSeq and is a predicted model, not a curated record. The transcript has 5 exons. The coding region runs from base 32 to 919 and encodes 295 amino acids.